Molecule: messenger RNA, 3788 nt
Organism: Monomorium pharaonis (pharaoh ant)
Lineage: Eukaryota; Metazoa; Arthropoda; Insecta; Hymenoptera; Formicidae
Exons: 4
Coding region: 2688-3638 (316 amino acids)
Source: RefSeq, a predicted model, not a curated record
UAUCUUUUUCUUCUUUUGAUUCUUAUAUUUAAAAUGCGUUUUUUGUCAUUUAGCGCAACAACAUUGUUAAAAGAAAUGUUUUAUAAUUUUUAACGUAUCAUAAGGCAUACAGUUUGCUUGAUAAGGCAACGCAGAGGCGGAAACACACGAGCCCACACUUCUACGCUCGCGUAGGUGUGUACAGGUAGAUUCAUGAACCGUUAUUACAACGUUCAAAGAAAUAUCUUGUGCCCAGAGUUAACAUCACGCUGCACAAUUUAUGGAAACAUAGGUCGGAGUUCAUAAACGUUACGUACGAUUAGGGUGACCGGCUGAACAAGUCAUAAAUCCUAAGGCACGUGUCCAAUUUUGGUCAUGUUGCAAGCUAGAGAGAUGUACAAUCAUUUCGUCUAUGGGGUUCUCUGAUCCUUAUCACGUACUUUUAAUUGCUGGAAUCAAUUGAAAUAAAAAUCAAGAUUAAAGAACAGUUUAGUAAUAUUUUGUUCCGUAUUUUAUACAGCGUAAUAAUGCAUUAAAAUUAACACAUUAUAUAAUUUUAAAUUUCGCUCUCAGUAUCUUUAGUGUAACACUAGCUAAUUUACAGAUAUUUGUACAAAAGAACGAGCGGAAAAUAAUUAUUCUACGAGAAUUUAUUUUUAAUUAAAAAUAUCUGAAAUUAACGCGAUUUUUAAAAACGUAUUUUCUAAAACGAUACAUAAUGUUAAACGACGAUAAAGUAUCGUUUUAAUAACCGUGACGCUGACGCAUAAUUGUUUUUUAUCGUUCGUGCCUUCCGGUCUCGGGCCACCGCGCGACGUACAGUCAUAUGUAUUUCUGUUCUGGAAUGAAGCAAUAUUCGCACUGAUAACGAUAACAAUAACUUAGGGGAGGAAGAUCGAGAUACGUGAAGGAAAAAAAAAAAGCGCGAGCUCUCGUCCUUCUCGAGGAACGACCAUUAUCGGGCUUAAUUAAAACGAUGCUACCGCAAAUCGCGAUCGAGCAUCCCGAGAGUUGCCUUCAAGUGCCUUCUUCCCUUUCGACCAAUUAGGUACCACGAGCUCUCCAGACGGAGGGCGUAAGGGCAAAGUAUUAAGCGCCAUCGUACACGCGAUCAAUGGUUUUCUUUGAGAGAUAAUUCAUCUGGAUGAUUUAACUUUGUAUGUGCGUGCUUUUGUAUUUGGCGGCUUUACUUAUUUUUUGCUUUUUGGGUUUUUGUACUUCCGUGUGAUUUUUUCAAUGUUAAAAUCAAGAUUUUCUAAAACAUAUCAAUGAAAAAUUGAGAUUAAAAAUAAUUAUCCUAAGAAAGAAGCUACAAUUAAUCCAUUUAAAUAUUUUGAUAAAUUAAAUUGUGGAAAUAUUUUUUGUUUUUACUUAUGAAAACUAUAUAGACAGUUGAUUAGAUAGAAUAUUGUGGGAAUUUGUUAACUGAUAAUGAAUUAUUAUUGUCUAUUAUUUAUUAUUAAUGCGUGAGUUUUCUUUCGGCAAUAAAAAUUAUUGUUGGUCUAUUCUAUUUAAUUUACUUUCAUAUCAAACGAUAAGACUUUGCAACGCAUAGGCAGCGCAUAAAUAGAUUGCGCAACAAAGUUAAUGGCAUGUUGACGCGGUGAUAGCGAAAGAUGCUUUGCGUUCAUUGCGUGAAAGCUGACGAUAAUACUUUCCAUGGGAAAAUUCGCCGAUGCGUUAAGUCUAUGCGACAAUUAACGGGAUUAGCGGGGAGUCAAAGAGAUCUUUGCGCUUCAGGGAACGAUCGGAGGGCUGAAGCUACCCGGUAACGUUUUAUUAGCUAUAUAAAAGACCAGGUUCUAUCCCCGCUUGAAUGACUGGGAGAUUAACCCGUUGAUCUUUUCAGUCGACAGCUUUUUCCGUCAAAAAUCCUCAUAACGCUCAUCUGUUUCCGUGACUGGUAAUCCUUCCAGAUAAAAUAAAUAUUAGUAAAUAUAAUAUUUUUUCAAUCUGGUUUUAAUUUUUAAAAAUUGAUAACACAGUAUAUAAAAAAGCGAAUAUAUUCCUUUUUAUAAUAAAUACAUUUAUUAAUUCAAAGGGAUUGUUAAUUCUCUAUAUUUCGAAAUUCAGAAUAGACAGCUCGAUUAAAGCGAGGUUUUUAAAUUUAUCUAAACAUUACAUUUCGCGUAAAUUAACAAUCGAUAAAUUACACUCUAGGAUUUCUUUGAAAUAAAAAUCAUACUCUGUUCGUUAAUUAUAUAGUCGACCGCACUGUAAUGCGAAAGCGAUAGAUUUCUUAAUAUAGAAAGAACUGGCCACGGUUAGUAGGUGAAUCACGCAGGUUACAUCGCUCUCGUUGACUUGUCGGUUUCCCUUCGCCGCUUGUUAGUCGAUGAAGUGUUGAAAGAACGCCGGAAUGUGGUGCGCAAACAUUGUGACUCCCAUGCGAGUCGAACGAUGCAAUAGAGUCAUUCACAAAAAAAUUAAAAAUUAUGUAUGUUUUUUUUUUAUUAAGUGUAAGUAAUAUCAAUGUCGAUUACACUUUAAAAAGUAAUAUUUCAUACGUAUUUAUCAAUCAGUAAUUAAUUAAAAGUCAUUAAAAAUUCGAAAAAUGUCACGUGCCUUCAAACGUGAUAUGAUUGGUCGAAGAUAAUGUGACGUCACGAUAUAUGACAUAAGUCACAUUGUUUUAGGUGGCUGCAUGCAAACACGUUAUGUAACUAAUUAUUUUUAUUACAUACAUUGUUUCUUUAAUUGGCAUUUCGAUGAAGCGAUCUGAGGGCUUCGUGCAAGCAAAAUCGGACAAUUUACCAAAAAUGACAGUGGUAAUGUUGUCCGAUUUUUUUACUCAAAGUGAGUGUUUCAACAUCGCAGAGACUACAGGUGUUAAAGCUGAAAGAUCUAAACGUGAAGAAUAUGGAGAUAAUGCCAUUGGAUAUGUUGAGCUGAAACGAGAAGGCUCAAUAUGCACUGUUCGAGGAAAAAUAUGUCCAGAGCAUAAAAUUCGAAGUAAACCUUAUACAGUUUUUCUUAAGAUAGAUGAAGAGACUGAAGAAAUUAAAGAAGCUGUUUGUCAUGAUUGUGCCGCUUCUGCGGGUGGUUGUAAGCAUGCUAUUGCUUUUAUGAUGUGGGUUCAUAGGAGAAGUGAAGAACCAGAACCAACAGCAACAAUAUGCUAUUGGAAAAAAUCUAGAUUAGCUCAAGUAGGAAUUAAUAUAAAGUGUAUUACAACAACAAAAAUGAAAAAGCCACAAAUGAAAUAUAAUUUUGAAAACGCUGAUAAUUUUUUUGAUAAAAUCUUGCAUGAAAUGCAGAUUUUGCAGUUCACUAGUCAGAUAUCUAGACAUUUAAUUUCUUUAGAAAUAUGUAAUAAUUUAUCACUGCAUCAGUUAUUAAUACAAUUUGCUAAAACUCAAGGAACAAGUGCAGAUGACUUUUUGGCCUUUUCUAAACAAUUAAUGUCUAUCAAACAGUGUAUUGAAGUAGCUCAAGAAACAAAAUUACAAUCUAAAUCUAAACUAUGGAUGGAAAUGAGAUACGGUCGUAUUACAGCAUCCAGAAUUUAUGAAGUUGCUCAUUGUAAAACUGAACGAGGCACAUUAGUUGAACAAAUAAUUGGAGCAGCUAAAAUUAUAGAGACUGAAGCAAUGAAAAGAGGAAAAGAUUUAGAGAAAAAGGUGCCUCUCCUGAUGGCAUUGGUCCUGAUUUUGUCGUAGAAAUAAAAUGUCCUACAACAUCAAAAGCCGAAUUGAAAUAUAUUACAGCAGAACAGAAAAUAUGUAAUAGAUAUUUGGCUCAAAUACAACUUCAAAUGUUUAUGUCCAAAAUGAAGAAAGGAUAUUUUUGUAUGGCUAGACAUAAUUUCG